Molecule: messenger RNA, 1943 nt
Organism: Alternaria alternata
Lineage: Eukaryota; Fungi; Ascomycota; Dothideomycetes; Pleosporales; Pleosporaceae
Product: D-isomer-specific 2-hydroxyacid dehydrogenase-like protein
Exons: 1
Coding region: 480-1628 (382 amino acids)
Molecular function (GO): NAD binding; oxidoreductase activity, acting on the CH-OH group of donors, NAD or NADP as acceptor
Source: RefSeq, a predicted model, not a curated record
CCUCCCCCCGCUAGGAUGUUGAGUAGUUUUGAAAGGCAGCGGGGGUUAGGGUAGUGGUAGCUCCUCGUUGACUGCGCACGGACUGCAUGUCUUUACUUAGUCAGCUAGCUCGGUGGAUUCUGCAGCGGAACCCGAACAUCGGCAGCCACCUACCCAGUCCUUUUCAGCGCUUCACAAGACAGCUGCGCACACAACCACACAAAAGAUGCGCCGCGAUACGGGAUAAGAUGUCUUGCGUAUCUGUAUGGAAAGUCAUCUUCUCGGCCAGUAUGCUGCUAUACGCCGAUGCCGCGCGCGAUGGCUUCCAAAUCGCAACGAUAGACCCCUCAAUUCAGUCCGAAGCAAGUGCCGAGAUGGCUACCUGCUGCGAUACACGGUGAUACAUGAUACUUGACACCACUAUGCUUCCGCGACACUUCUUCUCGGCUCCUCUUCUUGUUUCCAAUAGAAAUCCAUCAUUUCACGUCUCUACACGCACCAUGGCUCCGCUACCUAUCAAGCUCGCCGUCCUCGAUGACUACCAUAACAUAGCAGCUUCGCACUUCACCCACAUCGAUCCCUCCAAAGUCGACGUCACCGUCUUCAACGACACCUUACCCUCCUACUCGCACCCCGGAACUUCCGAUGCCGACCGCAAAGCCCUCGUCAACCGCCUCAAGUCCUUCUCCGCCUUGUCAACCAUGCGCGAACGCACUCCCUUCCCAGGCGAACUACUCCGUCAAUUACCAAACCUCAAGGUCAUAUUCGCUACGGGUGGCAAGUUUGAAAGCUGGGAUCUGGAUACGAUGAAGGACAUGGGUCUCACGGUAUGCGCAGCGCCCGGCAAGGGCAGAACGGAUGGCAGAGGCAGUGGCACGUCUCCGAGAUCUUUGCCCAUCAAGCAGGGCGGUGGACACCCGACAACGCAGCAUGUUUGGGCGCUUAUAUUGGGCCUUGCGCGGAAUAUCGCUGCAGAUGACGCCGUGGUCAAGGGGAAAGGUGGGCCAGCGGGGUGGCAGACUGAACUCGCCAUGGGCUUGCAGGGAAAGACGCUGGGUUUGGUUGGUCUAGGCAGAAUCGGCGCGCAUGUCGCGAGAGUGGGUGUCCUUGCUUUUGGCAUGAAGAUCGUGUGUUGGAGCGCGAACUUGACGCAGGAGAAGGCUGAUGAGUUGGCGGGGGAAUGCGGAUUACCGGUGACGGGUGGAGGUAUCGCCAGCGAGGACGAGAAGACGUUCAGGGUAGUUACCAAAGAGCAGCUUUUUAGGUCCGCCGAUGUGGUCAGCGUGCACUAUGUUCUUAGCGAGCGCUCGAGGGGUAUUGUUGGCGCACGGGAGCUGGAAUGGAUGAAAGCGACUGGAAUUUUGAUCAAUACUUCUCGUGGACCACUCGUGGAUGAGGCCGCGUUGCUGGAAACGCUCCGGCAAGGACGCAUACGUGGCGCUGCGCUCGAUGUGUUUGAUAUCGAACCUCUUCCUGCUGAUAGCCCGUGGCGGAGCGAGGACUGGGAUGUCAAGGGCAAGAGCAGGGUGUUGCUGACGCCGCACAUGGGAUAUGUUGAAGAAGGUACCUUGACGACGUGGUAUGAAGAGACGGCAGAGAACCUGGAGAGAUUGAUUGAGGGCAAAGAACUAUUGCAUCGGAUCAUCUAGUGCUGAUGCAAACAGGCUGAUGUCCAAGUCGUAUCUAGGGUUUAGAAUAGGCAUUCGCAUUUAAUCUGUCGACUGACCUUCGUUCUCCACUUCGCGGUCUAUCCCACCCUCUCAUUUCUAUUUGUUAUACCCCUCAUCUAUCCCCUUGGUUGACGAGCGGGAUCGGAAGAUGUUGAUUAAGGGCAGAGAAUUAUUGUGUCGAACCAGUCAAUGCUUACGAUAUAUCUAAAUGGCUAAGCCGAAUUUUGGUUUCAGAUACCACCCAUACUGUACAGGUGUUGGACUGUAUGGAGACACUAUCACGAGGAUUUCAAG